This is a messenger RNA of Sesamum indicum (sesame), 1810 nucleotides long. Its product is annotated as diacylglycerol kinase 5. The record is from RefSeq and is a predicted model, not a curated record. Lineage: Eukaryota; Viridiplantae; Streptophyta; Magnoliopsida; Lamiales; Pedaliaceae. Gene Ontology annotation, cellular component: membrane. Gene Ontology annotation, molecular function: ATP-dependent diacylglycerol kinase activity. Gene Ontology annotation, biological process: phospholipase C-activating G protein-coupled receptor signaling pathway.
CACUAGCGAUGUGCUGCAUUCAAUGGCUUGGGAAGAGAUUAUAACCUUUAUAGAAUAUCCUAGGAACAAUGUUUUUGGGAAAUUUAUGAAGGUCCCAAAGACAACCAACGAUUUUGCUUUACGUCUACUUCUUUGUCAAUUGCUGAUAUGGAGUUAGCAGCGCCAAGUUCAGAACUUAAUUCUGAGAACUUUGUGAAUGCUUUUUAUAUCCCUACCUAUGUACUUGUUCCAAACACAAAAGUGGAGCCUGUGGCUACUGUGCCUGAAUGCCCCGUUUUGGUAUUUAUCAAUUCCAGAAGUGGUGGUCAGCUAGGUGGAGAUCUUCUUGUCACAUACCGAUCCAUACUAAACACAAACCAGGUUUUUGAUUUAGGAGAUGAAGCUCCGGAUAAGGUGCUAAGUAGGCUUUUUGUCAAUCUUGAAAGGCUCAAGAAUAACGGCGACCAAUUUGCUCUUAUACUUGAGAAGAAGUUGAGAAUAAUCGUUGCUGGUGGAGAUGGUACUGCUGGAUGGCUCCUUGGGGUAGUGUCUGAUCUAAAAUUAGCGCAGCCACCAGCCAUAGCUACUGUGCCUUUGGGCACUGGGAACAAUUUGCCAUUCGCCUUUGGUUGGGGUAAGAAAAAUCCUGGAACUGACCGUAACUCUGUGCUCUCGUUCUUGUAUCACGUGCGGAAAGCAAAAGAAAUGAAGAUAGACAGCUGGCAUCUUCUCAUGCGGAUGAGAGUACCCAAAGAAGGCACUUGUGAGCCACUUGCUCCUCUGGAAUUGCCACAUUCAUUGCAUGCAUUCAAUCGGGUUUCUCCAACAGAUAAUCUCAAUAUGGAAGGUUACGACACUUUCCGAGGAGGAUUUUGGAACUAUUUCAGCAUGGGAAUGGAUGCACAAGUGUCGUAUGCAUUCCACACUGAACGUAAACUGCAUCCCGAAAAAUUCAAAAACCAGCUGGUUAAUCAGGGAACAUAUGCAAAGCUUGGAUGUCAACAAGGAUGGUUUUUCGCAUCUUUAGCUCAUCCUUCUUCAAUGAAUGUAGCUCAGAUGUGCAAGGUUAAGGUCAUGACAAAGCAGGGUUGUUGGGAAUGCAUCGAAAUCCCUCCCAAUAUCAGGUCUAUUGUGUGCCUUAAUCUGCCAAGCUUUUCUGGAGGACUGAAUCCAUGGGGAAGUCCAAGUGGCAUGAGACGACGUGAGAAAGGUUUCACUCCACCUUAUGUUGAUGACGGAUUAAUUGAGGUUGUCGGCUUUAAAGAUGCUUGGCAUGGACUAGUUUUGCUUGCUCCAAAAGGACAUGGACGUCGUAUUGCUCAGGCACGCGGUAUCCGGUUUGAGUUCCAUAAAGGUGGAGCUGAACAUACGUACAUGAGGAUCGAUGGGGAGCCAUGGAAGCAACCGCUCCCAGUCGACGAUGAGAUGGUGGUAGUAGAAAUUUCUCAUCUUGGCCAAGUCAAGAUGCUUGCUACGCAUGAUUGUAUAUCCAAAAGCGUGUUCGACCCCUCAUCUCCUAUGGCACAGGAAGAUGGGAGGGAUAGCGAUAACGAGGACGAGUCUCCCGAGGAAGCGUCGAGGAAAUUCGGGGCUGCAGAAACAUUCAAGAUUCCAGAUGAUGUUACCCUAUCUCUUGACCCAUCUCGCCUAAGUUAAUCCUGCUGCUGAUAAAUACUUGGAUUAGCGGUUAUUUACAAGAGGUAUUACUGCUCUGCAAUUUUGCUAGACUUUAUCUUUUUUGGUUACCUUAGUCAUAAAUAUAUAGAUGUACGAAGAGAAGCACAUUUGAUUAGGAAAAUUUCUUGAAAUCAUCUUUUACUUUGUUGGGUAA